CGCAGCACGUGUGGUUUCAUCCCUGCACAUGAUCACUCUAACUGUCUGACUCUCCACCAAUUUUGUCGGCUAGCAGCAGGGUAGGGUAGUACACACGCUUGUUGUGUCUAGCUCUGGGGGUCUAGGUCGAAAACAUACAUUACUGUCAAAGGGGGAAAAAAUAAACACACACACACACACACUACUCAUCCGUAUUAUCCCACUCUGUCGACCACCUCAACGAUGCUCCCAUUUUUGCGGCCCUCGUUCUCCCCUUUCUCGCUUUCUCAUGGACUAUUCCGUACGCUUACCACCUGUGCUGCCUCUAAAUUGCCUCUUGACACGCCAGAGGCCGUUCACAAACGCCGGUUGCUGCGGACUCGUCCGGGUGCAAUUCUCUUCAAAAAGGGCAUGACGAGUGUUUGGGACGAAAGCACACACCAACAGGUCCCGGUGACGGUGCUUCAGUUUGACCGCGUCCAGGUGGUCGGCUUGAAAACAGAAAAACGAGACGGAUACAGCGCGGUCCAGAUGGGCGCGGGUCUAAGGUUGCCUCACAAUGUGUCUCGAGCGCUCCAGGGACAUUUCAGCGCGAACGGCGUGUAUCCGAAGCGAUACGUAAAGGAAUUCCAGGUGAAGGACGACAGCUGCCUGCCGAAAGUGGGAACGGUACUUACACCCGAGUACUUUCAGGUUGGACAGCACGUGGAUGUCAAAGCACUCACAAAAGGCAAAGGCACAGCCGGUGUCAUGAAACGAUGGGGGCUUUCUGGAGGCAACGAUUCGCACGGUGCAUCGAAAUCACAUCGCUCUGCUGGUGGCACGGGUCAGGCAAAGAUCCCGGCACGUGUGCUGCCAGGCAAGAAAAUGUCUGGACACAUGGGCCACCAAUUUCGAACUGUACAAAACAUGCUUGUUUGGGCCGUGCACCCAGAACACGAUUGCAUACUUGUAAAGGGUGCCGUUCCUGGUCCCGUGGAAGGCGUCGUAUAUGUCAGCGACUCCAUCAUACAACUGUACAAGCGGCCAAGCGCCUAGCAGCUAUCGUCGCUGUAAAUAAUGUAGAACUGAAAUGAAUUAACGCGCGCAUCGUCAACCCUCCUUUUUACAGGGUUAGAUGUGAGGAAUUAUUACGAGUCAUUAAUCCGGGAACAAGAGCUUCUUCUUCUUCUUUUUUAAGAGUCUUUUUACUUCUUCAUAAGAGCUUCGCGUAGCUGGAGAAUCUGUGUUUUUUGGUG
This is a messenger RNA of Schizosaccharomyces japonicus yFS275, 1217 nucleotides long. RefSeq names its product ribosomal protein subunit L9. Gene Ontology annotation, cellular component: ribosome; mitochondrial large ribosomal subunit; mitochondrion. The transcript has a single exon. Gene Ontology annotation, molecular function: structural constituent of ribosome. The record is from RefSeq and is a predicted model, not a curated record. Bases 223 to 1017 code for a protein of 264 amino acids. NCBI's taxonomy places the organism in Eukaryota, Fungi, Ascomycota, Schizosaccharomycetes, Schizosaccharomycetales, Schizosaccharomycetaceae. Gene Ontology annotation, biological process: translation.